CUUCUUGUGAACGGGAGAAGAGGUGAGAAGAGGUUCUGCUUUGUGUCCACGCUGACAGGACCAGCCAAGGACUGAGUCUCCCAGCAAAUCAUGGAGUCCCUCAUCGAGCUGCUCUUCUCGCCUCUUCCAACGCCGGCCGUCUUCUCUCUUUUUGCCUUGGCGGCCGCGACGCUCUUCUACCUCUACACCAGGCCCAACCCCUUGCGGUCCCCUGCCGACCUCAAUUGCCAAACCCUGGGCAUCAAGGAUGGAGCUAGGAAGGUAGCCUUGCUCAAGGACAACAAUAACCUGCUAGCUUACUACUAUGAUGACGCCAAGACUAUCUAUGAGGUGUUCCAGAGAGGCAUGAAAGUGUCAGGUAAUGGGCCAUGUUUGGGCUUCAGGAAAGCGGGAAGGCCGUACCAGUGGCUCAGGUACAAGCAGGUGUCUGACAGAGCGGAGCAUCUGGGCUCGGGGCUCCUUCAGAGGGGCUUGACGCCCACUCCCAAUACUUUCAUCGGCAUUUUUGCUCAGAACAGACCCGAGUGGAUUAUUGGUGAGCUGGCCUGUUACACCUACUCCAUGGUGGCGGUCCCUCUGUACGACACCUUGGGUCCCGAGGCGCUGGUGUUCAUUAUCGACCAAGCCGCAAUCACCACGGUGUUGUGCGACAACGUGAAAAAGGUCGAAGUUCUGCUGCAGAACCGUGAGAAAGGCCAAACACCUGCGCUCAAAACCGUCAUCGUGAUGGACCCAUUCGACUCGGACUUGGCUGAGAGAGGAGCCAAAUGUGGGGUGGAUGUGGUGUCCAUGCAGGAUGUGGAGGCUGCAGGGAAAAACCAACCCCAGAAGCCAGUGCCUCCAAAGCCGCAGGAUCUCAGCAUUGUUUGCUUCACUAGCGGAACAACAGGAAAUCCCAAAGGCGCCAUGCUCACUCACGAGAACGUCGUCGCUGAUGCUGCCGGUGUCCUGAAAACCUUUGAGACGGCCAUUGUUCCAAAUACUGAGGAUGUUAGCAUUUCGUUCCUGCCAUUAGCGCACAUGUUUGAAAGAGUCGUGCAGACUGUCAUGUAUGGUGCUGGCGCUCGAGUCGGGUUCUUCCAGGGGGACAUCAGACUACUGCCGGAUGACAUGAAGACCCUGCAGCCCACCAUCUUCCCUGUCGUGCCGCGACUUCUCAACCGGGUCUACGAUAAAGUGCAGAGCGGUGCCACGACUUCUUUUAAGAAAUGGCUGCUCAACUUCGCGGCGCAAAGGAAACUGGCUGAGGUGCGGGAGGGCAUCGUCCGCAGCAACAGCAUUUGGGACAAGCUCAUCUUCCACAAAGUGCAGGAGUCGCUGGGUGGACGAGUGCGAGUCAUGGUGACGGGGGCGGCGCCCAUCUCUUCUUCCGUGCUCGACUUCCUCAGGGCCUCGCUCGGUUGCCAGAUCUUUGAGGCGUACGGUCAGACGGAGUGCACGGCUGCCUGCACGUUCACCAUGCCAGGAGACGCCACUUCAGGUCAUGUUGGUGUGCCUCUGCCUUGUAAUGUGGUUAAGUUGAUGGAUGUGGAAGAGAUGAAUUACUUUUCAUCCAAUGGGGAAGGCGAGGUUUGCAUUAAGGGUACAAAUGUCUUCAAGGGUUACUUGAAAGAUCCAGAGAAGACCGCUGAAGCUUUGGAUAAAGAUGGUUGGCUCCACACUGGAGACAUUGGAAAAUGGAUGCCAAGUGGAGUUCUGAAGAUCAUCGACCGCAAGAAGAACAUCUUUAAGCUGGCUCAGGGUGAAUACAUCGCACCAGAGAAGAUUGAAAACGUCUACGUGCGCAGUGGCCCUGUGGCCCAAGUCUUUGUGCAUGGAGAGAGUCUACAGGCCUUCCUGGUCGCAGUUGUGGUACCUGAUCCAGAGGUCCUCCCAGGUUUGGCCAAAACCCUUGGAUUCCAAGGCUCCAUUGAAGAACUCUGCAAAAACAAGGAAAUCAAAAAAGCUAUUCUUUCAGACAUGAUCAGUCUGGGAAGAGAAGCUGGACUGAAGUCCUUUGAGCAGGUGAAGGAUGUGUAUCUGCACCCAGAGCAGUUCAGCAUUGAGAAUGGCCUCUUGACCCCCACGCUGAAGGCCAAGAGAGCGGAGCUGAAAUCUUUCUUCCACAUGCAAAUUGAUCAACUUUAUGCACAUUAAAUGAA
Molecule: messenger RNA, 2141 nt
Organism: Syngnathus typhle (broad-nosed pipefish)
Lineage: Eukaryota; Metazoa; Chordata; Actinopteri; Syngnathiformes; Syngnathidae
Gene: acsl5
Product: acyl-CoA synthetase long chain family member 5
Exons: 20
Coding region: 91-2136 (681 amino acids)
Biological process (GO): long-chain fatty acid metabolic process
Cellular component (GO): membrane; endoplasmic reticulum; mitochondrion
Molecular function (GO): arachidonate-CoA ligase activity
Source: RefSeq, a predicted model, not a curated record